Messenger RNA from Amaranthus tricolor (Joseph's coat), 1821 nucleotides. Its product is annotated as protein FAR1-RELATED SEQUENCE 5-like. The transcript is spliced from 4 exons. Gene Ontology annotation, biological process: regulation of DNA-templated transcription. NCBI's taxonomy places the organism in Eukaryota, Viridiplantae, Streptophyta, Magnoliopsida, Caryophyllales, Amaranthaceae. Bases 511 to 1821 code for a protein of 436 amino acids. The record is from RefSeq and is a predicted model, not a curated record.
GGUCUAGAUAUCAAGCCGGAAAAAAUAGGGCAAAAAAAAAAAAGCCGGAAGAACACAAGCGCCUUCUCUCUUCCAAGCUAUACUCUUCGAAAAACCUUCAAAACCUUCGAAAAACCUUCGAAAAACCUUUGAUUUCUUCUGCGAAAUCUUCCUCUUCUAUUGAAUUAAGGUAUGCAAAUUAGAAAUUUACCAUUUUAUAGUUUUUAUUUUUCGAUUUGUUUUGAUUCAUUUUUUAGUUUUCGUUUUCUUCUGCGAAAAUUUCCUCUUCUCUUGAUUACUUAGUCUGUCAAAAAUCUUUACUUGUUUUCGUUUUCUUAUGUGUACCUUUUACAAAUUCAGAUUUGUUUUGAUUGAUUUCUUAGUUUUUCAUUUUCGUUUUCGAUUUAGUAUCUUCAAAACUGAGAGUCAGAUUUUCAUUUUCGUUUUUCUUUGUUGAUUUUGAUUUACAGACUCAGAUCUUGAUGUGAAUCUUCUUGUUGAUUUUGAUUAACAGACUCAGAUUGAGAUACUAUGGAAGAUUUACAAAAAGUGCUAAAUGUGGAAGAUUCACCAAAAACUUCCAACAAUGAAAAAGAAUUGUCAGAAGGGACUCAAACUCCAAGAACUAUUACACAAGUUACCCCAAAUGGUUCAACCCUGUGGAUUCCUCAUUGUGAGUUUGAUAAAAAGCCAUUUGUUGGUAUGGCUUUUGAAAACUUAGAGAAAGCCUUAGAUUUUUAUGGUAAAUAUGCUGAAAUUUGCGGUUUUGAUAUACGUUCAUCUACUACCUACAAAAAAAAGGGUAUUGUUUUUUUAAAAUAUUUUGUUUGUAGUAGGGAGGGUAUCAUAAAACCUAAACCUAAGAAAAGUGCAGAUGUUGUUGCACGUUAUAAGAGAUCAACCAAAAGAAUUGGUUGUAAAGCUAGAUUGAUUUUGAAAUAUGACAUAGCGAAGAGAACAUACCAUGUUUUAAAAUUCGAAGAGGCGCACAAUCAUUGUCUAGUUAACCCUACAUCGCGUCAAUUUUUAUUGGGUAAUAGGAAAAUGACUUUGUUGCACAAAAAUUUCAUAUCUAAGAAUGCACGGGUUAAUAUAGGACCGGUUAAAUCCUUUAGAUUGUUUAAGGAAAAUGUCGGGGGUUAUGAGAAUGUGGGAGUGACAAUGCAAGAUUUUAAGAAUUUCCAUAGGGAUUUGAAAGCAUAUAUUAAAGGAGAUGAUGGGAAGAUGUUGAUCGAGAAUUUUAUCAGAAAAAGAGAUAUUUACACGGGGUUUUAUUUUGAUUAUGCUUUAGAUGAGGAGGACCACAUAUCACGUUUAUUUUGGGCCGAUGCGAUAAGUAGAAAGAAUUAUUGUUUAUUUGGAGAAAUGGUUACUUUUGAUUGUACUUAUAACACCAAUAAGUAUAGCAUGGUUUUAGCCCCUUUUACUGGUGUAGAUCAUCAUAAGUCUUGUAUUACAUUUGGUAUAGGUUUAUUAGCUAAGGAAGAUAGUGAAUCUUUUGAGUGGUUAUUUAGAACUUUUUUACAUUGUAUGGGGGAGUGUAUGCCAACAUAUUUGAUAACUGAUCAAGACCCUGCAAUGAAAAUUGCGAUUAAAAAUAGGUACAAACAAGAUAAGCUCAAUGCUGAAUCACUUCACACAAACCCACAAUAUAAAACACCAUUGCCGAUUGAAAAACAUGCCGGUGAAGUCUAUACUAGAAAAAUAUUUUUUCUUUUUCAAAAUGAAGUUUAUAAGUCUUGUUUCAAAACUUAUAUUCAAAGUAUUGAAAAGAUUGAAAGUGUGGAAAGUAUAACUGUUUUGGACUCAACGAUUGUGAUUGCAAGUUAUUUAAACGGAUAG